Prorocentrum cordatum is the source of this 4212-nucleotide messenger RNA. The record is from the annotation of a GenBank genome assembly. Lineage: Eukaryota; Dinophyceae; Prorocentrales; Prorocentraceae.
AUGACGAAGAACAACCGCAACGAUGACAUCAUACCCAAGUGGAAUGGAGAUCUCACCACGGUGGACGAUUACGAGAGAGACGUCAAAGCCUACAUCCGAGGGACGAGGCGAGAUGAACGAUAUGUGUGCGGCCCACGUCUAUGGAGACGACUAGAAGGUCGAGCCCGACAAGCCGCUAAGGACGUAGACUGGGACCGCAUCGAGAAAGACGACGGAGCUGCCGAGCUACUCCGACAUGUUCGAGCGAAGCUCGGAGCUCAGCCCAUCCAGGAUGCUGGCAAGUAUUUAGCGAGAUGGAUCUUCGACUUACGCCGAGACACAGGAGAGCCGAUGCCGAGUUAUAUGAGCAAAGACGACGAGGCCUACCAUGACGUUGUGAAAGGGUUUGGCACCGAGUAUUUCAAGAAGCAGCGUGCGGCCCGACUCUCCGAGAGAUCAAAGUUGUGGAACACCCUCUAUAGUGAGCUGAAGUGGUUUUUUUACAAGAUCGAGCACGAGGGCCCAGAGGAUGCGGCCGAAGUGGCGAAGGACCUCAACUGGCGGCUCUGGAGUUUUGUCAGCAACGGCCUGGAGGUGAUCCCCGAGCAUCCAGAUUUCGGUACCGACUUUAAUCGGGCGAUUCCUCUGGACCAACUGCGUGGAUGGUUAUUGCUGGAGAGAUCAAGAUUGCCCCCGACCGAGCGUGCAGCAGUGAUCAGCGCAGUCAAAGGCAACUUCGACUAUGAUAGCAUCGGAGAGCAGCUGCGAGAGCUCGAGGACGCCGAGACCGCGUUCGCCGCCCAGCAGCGCAGCUUCGAGGAAGCCCGAGACCUCCUUCGACGAGUCAAGACAGCAAGGAAGUUCUACCCCGACAGCGCAAGUUUCAAGGGCCCCGGGCUGGAUCCCGAGGCUCUGGCUCGCCGAGCAAAGGACGAGGCCGAGGGAGCGGACAGCGACGUGACGGACCUCCUCGACGAGAUGGAGGUCGCUCCCAAGGAUGCCGAGAUGGAGGCCGACCUCAUUACGGACGAGACGACCCGCAUUGAGCUGGGGAAUGCGAUGCCCCCCAAGCCGGUGAUAAGGAACAAGCCGAAGCGGGAGAAGAGGCAGCUCGACAAGACCCAGUAUCUUCAGGUGGAGAGGUCCAUCGAGAUGCGAGAGCGAGUUGAGCACGUCAAGCUGCCGAGCUGGCUCACACUGGAGAAGCUUGACGACUGGAUCCUCAUGAGUGUGAAGCAGAGCUCCUCCAAGGGUUUCGGAAUCCUGGACAUUGGCGCGACCUCCAGCAUCAUGGGCAUAGAGGCCGCCGAGAAUCUACGCGACAUCAUUUACGAGAAGACGGGCCAGAACAUCAAUAUUGACGUUAGCCAGAAGAGUACGUUUAUAUUUGGCGAUGGCAACUCCAAGACCUGCACCGGCAAGGCUACCUUUCCUCUCAAGAUUGCUGGCGUGGACGGUGAGCUCGGCAUUAACAUCCUCGACGCAGAUGCCCCGCUCUUGAUCGGAGUGGAUGUUCUGAGCCGCCUGGGAGCUGUGAUCGACUGCGAGGCACAUUCUGUUUACUUCAAGAAGCUCGGCCUCAAGCACCUCAUCAGCACUUACGAGCACGGGGACAUCUUCAUUACCUACGCCUACGAGGACAUCAUCAAUAAAAACGUCUGGGACAUCAUCUGUAUCAGCCCCUACGGCCUCAGCUAUGACAUCAUCAGGGUCACCCUCAGAGGACUCGGGGGCAUCGGCGACGGGCCGCUCACCGACGUCGACGAGGACACAAAGGGCAACAUCUUCUACACGGUCGAGAGCUCGGAGCUGGACCACAGCAAGAAGCGGAUGACGGACAUCUUCCUGCUGGAGUAUCUGCCGAAUUGGGAGAUGUGGUCCAGCAAGCUCCUCCGGCAGUGGACACAGUGCCGCCGCUGGGGGCGGGUCAUCCAGAAGGUCUUUCUCAAGACGAUCGACCACGUGAACUGGAAGCUGGACAGUCUCGGCCUACCUGUGCAGCUGCUACCAGAGAAGUACCCGACCUGGCCGACGGACCUCGAGCACCGUGCGAAGAUCGAGCAGUGUCCGCCGAGCUCGAAGGCAAAGCAACGUCCCCAGAAGUCGACAGCCGCGGCCGCGCGCGAGCAGAAUCAAGAGCUGCGGGCCACCAUCGAGACCGCAAAGUCCGAUUUCUUGACCAAGUUUGCGGAGGUGAGUGCGUUUGCAGCGCUGUGCUCAGAGCAGAUCCACGAGCAGCUCAGCAUGGACACGCUGGGCAACCACCUCAGGCCCCUGUGCAAGAUGUGGGGAUUGACCCAGUCGGGCAAGAAGGAGGAGGUGGUCGACAAUAUCAUAGCGUACAUCAUCGAGCAGCGCGGCUCGGCGGCAGCGACGAUCAAGAUCCAGAUGGAGACCGAGACGAAGAAGGCGGAGAAGGCGCCGACGACCAUAGGCCCGGCGAUCCCAGCUCACUACACGCAGAUGUGCCAGCAUCCGGACUGCAAGCUAUGCCGAGGCAUCGCGAAGAACGAGCCGAUCGUGAAGGUGAGGCCCUACGGGUGGUGCCACCAGGCAUGCGCUGCCAGAUCAGCCAUCUUCGGAGCUAUGUGCGCCCUCACGACCUUCGGCCGCGUGACGAUGGUCGAAGCGCGCACCCACGAGGACUCGAACCUCGGGAAGGUGUGCGACGAGAAGGGCUACCACUACGAGCGUCUCGGUCUGUUCAGCGAGAACGACCUCAGCAAGCCGCAGGGCUACCACAAGGCGAAGUUCCUGCUGGACGAGAAGCGCCCAGAGCUCUUUGUCAGCACUCCACCCUGCGGGCCCUGGUCGAUAAUGCAGAACGCCAACCAGCGCGACGACAGGCAGAGGGAGAAUCUUCGCAGGAAGCGCCUCAAGAGCCAGCGGAUCUUUGAGAACAACAAGAGGCUCAUAGAGCACCAGGUGCUCAACCUGAACGGCUCGGCCCUCGCCGUGGUCGUGGACGGCUGUGCCUGCGGACUGAGAGCUCCCGACACAGGCGAGCUCAUGAAGAAGCGCUGGAAGUUUCUCACUAACGACAUGAGGAUCUGGGUGGCCCUACAGCCGCUACAAUGCCGUGGAGGACACUACCACGAGGAGAUUGAGAGCAGCCUGAGGACUGAGGCUUCGGGCUACUACCCCAAGAUGCUGCGCCGCCGGAUCCUCCGGGCUCUGACCAAGAGCCAGAACCAUAACUACUUCGAGGACGAGGUUGUGAAGUGCUUCUGCAUGGCAGCUACCCAGCAGCCACCGACGGAGCCUACGCUUGUGGAGGAUGAGCCGUCGAUUCCACCUCAAGACGGCAAGGAGCUUCACGACCUCACCAAAGAGACGAUCAAGAAGAUAGAGAGCUACAUCAGGCUGGUGCACACCAACCUUGCCUCAUCCGCAGAGCAGCCACAGAAUGGUCACGAGGUUCUCUUCGGCGCCUUCUCAUGGAUCCGUCGCAGCAAGAAGACGAACGUGAUGGCGCUGGCGAUCCUCGACGCCGGCUCAGACAUCCUCUACGUGCGACUGAUCGACGAGAAGGUCAUGCGCUACGAUCCCGCUGGCAACGCCAUCUCCAACGAGUUCCGCGAGUGGAUCGAGAGCCAGGGAGUCUACUGUCUUCCAUGCGCGGCCGACGCCCACUGGCAGAUCGGCAAGAUUGAGCGCGCGAUCGAAGCUUUCAAGGAGGCCCUCGACGCUUUCGACGAGAUGGUCUCAGCUGAAGUGCCUACCAGCGAGAUGAUUGGACUCCAGACAGCUGCCAGGAACGACCUGAUCAGGCGGAUCAUGGGCUCUCUCGGCCUGGGCAACGCGCAGCCGUUGGUGUUCCACUGCCUCGGGGCUGGCGCUGGCGUGACGCACGUCUACCACGGGGAGCCGAGCAGCGCGUGGGCCCUGGAGUACCGGGGCCGGCCGCUGCUCUUGGCGGACGUGGGUGCGGGCGUAACAUCCUCCGCGCUGCGUCAGCUCGGCCAGCUGCCGUCCACCAUCCUGGUGAGCCACAACCACACGGACCACGCCGGCGAGCUGCCCGUGGUCCUCGCGGUGGAGGCGCUGCAGAGGGGGCGGCGGAUGCGCGUCGUGGCAGCCCCCGAGGUGGCUUCGCGGCCUUCAGGAGCACCGCAUGCACGAGCACGCGAGCUUGGGCCGCUCACUGGAGGAUUUCGCCGAGUGGCUGGAGUCGCCGGAGGGAAGGCCCGUGCGGCUCUCCGGAACGUGCUCUGCGCAAGACUCGGACUCUGA